Molecule: messenger RNA, 348 nt
Organism: Helianthus annuus (common sunflower)
Lineage: Eukaryota; Viridiplantae; Streptophyta; Magnoliopsida; Asterales; Asteraceae
Exons: 1
Coding region: 1-348 (115 amino acids)
Source: RefSeq, a predicted model, not a curated record
AUGCCGAAGUAUGCGAAGUUCUUAAAGGACAUCCUCUCGAAUAAGCAGAAGCUCGAGGAUAUGUCCUAUGUGGUGAUGAACGAAAGCUGCUCUGCCAUUCUUCAAAAUCGUCUGCCCACGAAGAUGGGAGAUCCAGGCAGUUUCACGCUUCCUUGCCUGAUUGGAAAUAUGUCUGUUAGCCAUGCAUUGGCUGAUUUGGGAGUGAGUAUCAACCUUAUGCCCUAUAAGGUUUUUACAAAGUUGGAUCUAGGUGAGCCGUCGCCUACACGGAUGAGCAUUCGACUAGCUGAUCGUUCUAUCAAGUAUCCACGUGGGUUUGUUGAGAAUAUGCUUGUUAAGAUUGACUAG